AUGGAAUACUUCGAGUACCACUGGGGUCUGGACAAAGGGGAACUCGAUCUCUCAACGCCACUCAACCACAUUCAACUUCGCAGUGAUAUGGUUGAGUGCUUGAACGAUGCUGACUGGACUCUUCUACCCACCAAGAAGAUCCUCGACGCCAUGGUCGCCCUGUCAGAUUUCAACAAGACCACGGACUUGAAUAAGAGGAAGCGCUUCACUGAGAUACUACCCGAACAAGAAUACGAAUACGAAUUUUUACCCAUGCGCAUAUCUCAGCGAGACCGCCCACAGCUCUAUCUCAAGCGAGGUUCUACAACUAGGACGAUCAAGAGAGCGUACUCCAGGAUGCCCUGCAUCAGGUCACGCGCGCAUCCUCUCUUCGUAUCGUUACGCGCCUACGACGACAUCCAUUCUGGCUACGACUCUAUGCCGGAAGCCAAGAUGGACCGGCUUCAGAAGAUGCUUGCCAACGUGCUCUGGCGCUGGGACUCACAUCCUCCUGUCGAGUUUCUUGUCGGCCCCGAUGUCUGGCAAAAACACCGUCACCCCAGUAGUGACGAUGGGUUCAUCGCGCGCGCGCUGCUGAGUACCUGCAAACGUACGGACACGAAGAAGCCUGUGCGACGUGUGUGGAAGUCCAGUCGUGCGCCUGCACCUCAAUCCAAGACUCGUCAGAAGGGAAUGUCUGUAUAUGACCACGCACGUCAGCCGCCGCCACACCCCUCAUCGCCGGUUCUUCCUCGGAGCGUCUGCGCGUCCGAGGCCGCGUCCACCGUCAGCGAUGCUGAUGUCCAUGCCCACGAUUUCUCGCCGGCCGAUCUGCGCCAAUGGUUGGACUCCAUCAAUUCCCAGACCGACACCACGACGAGGACCCAAUCUCCCGCAUCAUCCGGCCGCGAUUCUGUCCUCGCCCGCUAUCGCAAGGAACCGGCCCGCAACCCCGUCCAAGUUCGUCUCACUACCUUGUAUCAUGAGGGUGGCCUUCUGGGGGGACGCGACUGCAUCCGCCCCCGCUCCGUCUUUUGCAGCAACCUUUGGGCAAGGCAUAACUACCAAGUCUGCCUCUGGUCGUCUACAGCGGCCCAAUUUUCUGAAGUCAACCUCAUCCCGUAAAUAGGCUCACCGGCCGGUGUCCUAUGUCCCCUUCUACCGCUACGCUCACGCUGGGAGCACUGACAGAGGCGAUACGUUUACCAUCGCGUCGAUUCUGCCGAACAGCGCCGCGUGUGAGCAACUUGUCCUGAGUAUCAUCAAGGUGACCUUCGCGUCCAUGAUUUCGUAGCUUAUCAAGGUCAAGGCGGAGCGUAGCAUUGCA
Molecule: messenger RNA, 1306 nt
Organism: Schizophyllum commune H4-8
Lineage: Eukaryota; Fungi; Basidiomycota; Agaricomycetes; Agaricales; Schizophyllaceae
Exons: 3
Coding region: 1-1104 (367 amino acids)
Source: RefSeq, a predicted model, not a curated record